CCUAGGCUGGUUUGAUCAACAGGAAUAGAUAUAUUCUCCCUUAUCGUUCUGUCUCAACAAAUGUUUCUCUCUCAAGAAAACAACUCAUAGCAUUGAAGAUCAGGCGAGGAUCAGAAAAGGAGGGAGUGAGAGGAAGGCAAAGCGAAAGGAGUAGGCUAGUAUAGAGCAACCAACGAGACAAAAGAGACUGCAUUGAAUGUGGUGGUUUCCGUCUCGGAAGCCACAUAAUAUAGCCACAUUUUCUCUUUAUUCUAGACGGUGAGAAUACACCGGGGAAGGGACCAUUUACUUGAAGAGAAGGUGAAAUUCUACUCUUUCGAAGUGCGUAGUCACGAGGACUCUAAACAUCUAGUCGCGGACUGGGUGCAUCUUUACUACAUCGAGUGUUCUUUUUCUGUGGGUUGGAGAUCGACCAGAACAAAGGGAGUCUUGAGCAAGGAGUGAGUGAGCGAGCCGAGCCCCAUUAGUCAUUACCGCCUCUGAAACCAGGCCAAAUGCGUCUCUGAAAGCGACAAUAUACCGUUUUCUCAAUUUCUGUCCGAAUAUUUUUGCCCAUAAGAGGAAGAAGAUUACAAAAACAUCAAUCGGCGCCCAAAAUGUUUCCUCAAAAUCGACCCCCGGCACCUCUCCAGCCACCCCCUGGGUCCUCGGCGUCGGCAGCUGCAGCUUCGGGAACCCCCCAGGCCCUGAAGCUCACAUACCCAGAGACCCUGGACCGCAUCAAGGAGGAGUUCCAGUUCCUCCAGACCCAGUACCACAGCCUGAAGAUGGAGUGUGAGAAACUGGCCACAGAGAAGACUGAGAUCCAGAGACACUACGUCAUGUAUUACGAGAUGUCCUACGGCCUUAAUAUUGAAAUGCACAAACAGACAGAGAUCGCCAAGCGGCUGAACGUGAUCUGUGCCCAGCUCAUCCCUUUCCUGUCACAGGAGCACCAACAACAGGUGGUCCAGGCCAUGGAGCGCGCCAAGCAGGUGACUAUGGGGGAGUUAAAUGCGUCUAUAGGGCAACAGCUGCAGGCGCAGCACCUCUCUCAGCACGUGGCCCAGGGCUUGCAGGGCCUGCAGGGCCUGCAAAUGGGGCCCCACCCUGGGGGCCUCCCUCACCCUGGCCUGGCGCUGGGCGGUGGGUCUGGCCUACUGGCCCUGUCCGGGGCCCUGGGGGCCCAGCUGGCUGCCAAAGAGGGCCAUGAGAGGGCCCACAUGGAGGCUGCUGCUGCUGCUGCCGCCGCAGAGCACCACAGAGGCUGGCUGCGGGGACGCGGGGCGAUGCUGUCCAUCAUGGACGUAGACCGCGAGGCUGGACCGAGCUCUAUGUCCAACGGGGAUAAGGGCCGUUCAGCAGACUACCUCAGUAAUGGGAAGAAGAGGAAAGCUGACGAGAAGGAGUUCAUGACAGAUUAUGGCAGCGAUGCGGAUAAGAGUGAUGAUAAUUUGGUGGUGGAUGAGGACCCCUCAUCCCCCCGCAGUGUGCACUCCUACUCGUCCAGAGAAAACGGCCUGGACAAACUGCCCCCCUCCCGUAAAGACGCCCUUCCCCAGGCCAGCCCUGCCUCCCUGGCCUCCUCCAGCAGCCAAGCCUCGCCCUCCCGCAGCAAGGACCGGGAGCCGCCGAGGGAGAAGUCCAGUACCCCAGGUAUGAAGCCAGGCACCCCCCACAGUUCCCAGGACUCCUCCACCCCUGGCCCCAGUGCCCCCCCACAGUUCCGCCCCCUCCCUGGCAAACCUGGCGUUGACCCUCUGGCUCUAGGUCUGAGGAAUCCUCUGGCGGUGCAGGGGGCGUACCCCCCCGGGGCGUUUGGCCUGCCCCCUCCAGGGGUGAAUGGGGAACUGGCGGGGGCAGCAGCAGCCUAUGGGGCUGGGCUCCACCUGGUCUCCCCCCAGAUGAAUGGCUCUGCAGCAGCAGCUGGAUACGGACGAUCAGCAGUGGUGGGUUAUGAGUCUCCUCACCCCCACAUGAGGGUCCCAGGGUUACCCGCCAGCCUGCAGUCUGCUGCCUCAGGAAAACCUGCUUACUCUUUCCACGUCAGUGCGGAUGGACAGAUGCAGCCAGUUCCUUUCCCUCCGGAUGCCCUGCUGGGCCCGGGCAUCCCACGACAUGCCCGUCAGAUCCACACUCUGAACCACGGAGAGGUGGUGUGUGCCGUCACCAUCAGCACCUCCACACGCCACGUCUACACCGGCGGCAAGGGCUGUGUCAAGGUGUGGGACAUCAGCCAGCCUGGCAGCAAGAGUGCCAUGGCCCAGCUCGACUGUCUGAAUAGGGAUAACUACAUCCGUUCCUGCAAGCUCCUCCCUGAUGGGCGGACCCUCAUUGUUGGAGGCGAGGCCAGCACGUUGUCAAUCUGGGACUUGGCCACACCUACUCCCCGCAUCAAGGCGGAGUUGACGUCUUCUGCUCCGGCCUGCUAUGCUCUGGCCAUCUCCCCUGACAACAAGGUCUGCUUCUCCUGCUGCAGCGACGGAAACAUUGUAGUCUGGGACCUGCACAACCAGACCCUGGUUAGGCAGUUCCAGGGUCACACUGACGGGGCCAGCUGUAUUGACAUCUCCAACGAUGGGACCAAACUGUGGACGGGGGGGCUGGACAACACAGUACGCUGCUGGGACCUGAGAGAGGGACGACAGCUGCAGCAGCACGACUUCACCUCACAGAUCUUCUCUCUGGGCUACUGUCCUACAGGAGAGUGGCUGGCAGUGGGCAUGGAGAGCAGUAAUGUAGAAGUGCUGCACGUCUCCAAACCAGACAAGUAUCAGCUGCACCUCCACGAGAGCUGUGUGCUCUCACUCAAGUUCGCCUACUGUGGUAAAUGGUUUGUGAGCACAGGCAAAGAUAACCUCCUGAACGCAUGGCGGACACCCUAUGGAUCAAGCAUAUUCCAGUCAAAGGAGUCGUCUUCGGUGCUCAGCUGUGACAUCUCCCCCGAUGACCAGUUCAUUGUGACGGGCUCCGGUGACAAGAAGGCCACUGUGUACGAAGUUAUCUACUGAGGAAGGAGCGCUCUGAUUGGAUAAAGUGGGGGCGAGGCUCCCUUGGUGCCCCAAGGACUGUAAAGAGAGUGGCGGGUGUCGUGGAGACCAGAGACACACGUUGUACUUUGUUGUUUUGUUUACGUUUGUAAAGGAUUCAGAUGAGGGCGAAGUCAGAUCUCUGGAACUUUGACCUUUAAAAAAAAUGCUCUGAGAAAAAGCUGGUAGUCUAGCGACACAAUGCGGGAUUCUUCCAAAGACCUGUUCUUUUCCUCUCCUUUUGUUACCUUUUUUCCUGUUUUUAACAAAAUGAAACCUCUGUAGUAAACAAAAAAUGUGCGAAAAGAAAAUCUUUUUUUUGUUGCCUUUUGUGUUCUUGACGAGCAGUAGGACCAUGGUGUGUGUGUGUGUGUGUGUGUGUGUGUGUGUGUGUGUGUGUGUGCGCCGAGGGAGAUAAGGGUUUGUAAGGGCUGUGUGGAGGGGGGUUAGAUUCAGCAGCAAUAUGGUUGUAUUAUUAUACAUGGUGAAAGGACAUACCACUACCCAGGAUAUGAAACUAAAAUGUCCGUGUUCAAGCUAUUCUGCGAUUUCAGGGAAAUGGCUACUUACUCCAAGUCGACAACGACAUUAGUGUUUUCUAUUGUAUUUGUAGGGUACAUAGACAGGUAUUUUCACUACUACAUUGUGACCUUUGAACUCUGUGUAUAUAUAUAUGAACUGUAAAUAAAGCUCUAAAGGCAAGAAAAAGACCGUAGGUGGGAAUUGCUUAGAGCCAGGGAGAAAUAAAUUGUGCUACUAUUGAAAAACGAAUUGUAUGAUUUAAUUUGUAUGAUAUUUCCUUUUUAGUUUUGAGUAUCUAAUUUGAAUUGCAUAUUCCCAAGAGAAGCAGGGCUGUGACUAACCACAUAGGACUGAUCGGUCUGGGAAGGUGGGUAAGAUCUCUGCAGCCACACAGCUCAGUGGGAGUUUUGAUAUGGGUCUGUCUGCUGGUUUUUAAUGUCAUUGUCUCCCUGUGUCCCAAACUGGAGCCGAGUAGGACUUGCCUCUAACUUCAGUGUCCUCUCAACCCCCCCCCCAUAUACACACCCGGUGUACUCUAUAUCGUGUAGCUCUGCUCAGAACAGCCUCAACCAUGAGUAGGGCUCAUAUCCAAAGGUGGACAUGGUCCAGGAGUGGGCAGUUCUGCCUGUGUACAGAUGGAUGAUAACGCAAUGUGUUCAAAGCUACUGUGUGACCCCUGUAAAUCUGAAUGGUCUGACGAGUGUACAUGUUGAGAGAUGUCAUAUAAUAGCGAUGUCAUGGAGGCCCUCCAGGGCCAUGUCUUAUAAUGAACUCUCAUUAGGAGUGGGAUGAAGUUGCCUGGGCCUAGACAAUGAUCUAUGGGCAACAUCUACCUGGAGGAAUUGGUGAUGAUGGGAUGAUUGAGGUGGAUGUUACCACAUUCUCUAGAAGGGGAAGAUGGGGAGCCAGUGCGUGGCCAAGGGAAGGACCUGUGGGGCAGGUGAAAGACCUCCGGGAGUGCUGUGGGUGGGAUGGUCUGGGGGAGUGGGAGAGUUCAUUUAGCAUGGCCCUGUGCCCUGGGUGUACAGAGUUCCAUUGGUCCUUAAGUGAACUCUCCACCCACCUGAGGCUCCGGGCCAUGCAAAAUGAACUAGCCCAUUGAUGUGGGUGAUGUAAUGAGACUAAUAAACUAUUUUGUAUGGUU
Oncorhynchus kisutch (coho salmon) is the source of this 4674-nucleotide messenger RNA. RefSeq names its product transducin-like enhancer protein 1. The record is from RefSeq and is a predicted model, not a curated record. The coding region runs from base 597 to 2990 and encodes 797 amino acids. Gene Ontology annotation, biological process: regulation of DNA-templated transcription; negative regulation of canonical Wnt signaling pathway. Gene Ontology annotation, molecular function: transcription corepressor activity; protein binding. NCBI's taxonomy places the organism in Eukaryota, Metazoa, Chordata, Actinopteri, Salmoniformes, Salmonidae. Gene Ontology annotation, cellular component: transcription regulator complex; nucleus. The transcript is spliced from 20 exons.